Molecule: messenger RNA, 1081 nt
Organism: Helianthus annuus (common sunflower)
Lineage: Eukaryota; Viridiplantae; Streptophyta; Magnoliopsida; Asterales; Asteraceae
Product: sec14 cytosolic factor
Exons: 6
Coding region: 180-911 (243 amino acids)
Source: RefSeq, a predicted model, not a curated record
CGAGUUUGUACUUUUAGGUUGCUCAGUUUUCCACUCUGACAUAGAAUUCGUCUCUUCCUCCCUUCCACUCAUUCUUUCAUUUUAGUCGUCGUCAUCGCAUGCUCAAUUUUCCUCUUUGACGCUUCCAUCAAUACAAUACAAUUCAUCUCCCCAACCUUUCACACCAAACUCCCACAAAAAUGGACUCAAAUCAACAACUCAAACUCACCCAGAUGAAGAAUUUCAUCCAAAAGCUCGGUUCUUCCACAGAGAAGUAUGGAGACCCAACACUAGAAAGGUUCUUGAUUGCAAGAUCCAUGGACCCAAAUAAAGCUGCAAAGAUGUUUGUUUCAUGGCAGAAAUGGAGGGCUUCUUUUGUCCCAUUAGGGUUCAUCCCUGAUUCACAAGUGACUGAACAAUUGGAUCAUAGAAAGGUGUUUUUACAAGGCUUCUCUAAAGAUGGGUACCCUGUUGCGAUUGUUAAAGCUUGCAACCAUUAUCCUGCUAAAGAUCAGCCACAGUUUAAAAAAUUUGUGGUUCAUAUGCUUGACAAAAUAAUUGCAAGUGGUGUCAAAGGAACAGAAAUUGGUAACGAGAAGAUGGUCGCCGUUCUUGAUCUAGAUCAAAUUAGUUACAAAAACGUUGAGGCUCGUGCAUUAAUCACAGGAUUUCAGUUUUUACAGGCGUACUAUCCCGAGAGGUUAAAAAAGUGUUACAUUUUGAGCAUGCCGUGGUUUUUUGUGAGCGUGUGGAAGAUGGUUUCUCGGUUCUUGGAGAAAGCAACUUUAGAGAAGAUUGUAAUAGUUACUAAUGAGGAAGAGAAAAAGCAAUUUAUCAGAGAAGUUGGGGAAGAUGUCUUGCCUGAAGAAUAUGGCGGGCGUGCGAAUUUUGUCCUCAUUCAAGACGUUGUACUACCCCCUUUGGAGGAUUAACUGUAAUUAUAAUAAUAUAACUAAACUAUUGCUUACUCUUAAUAAUCUCAACUUGCAUCAUGUAAAUUUUGAUCAAGUCUAGACUUGGAUCUUGAGUUGUCAAUAUGUAAACGAAUUGUUUAAAGCGGUCCUUUUGACGAUCAAGUAAUCAAAAUCUAUUCAGAUCUAAA